GGUCCUUCAUCUUAAGCAGUAGCUGCGGCUUCAGACAGCGCAAUCAUGGAUAUGACAUCGGCAGCGGAAGCACGCAGCUGGUACGAUAACCAGCGGCUCGGUGGCUCACCGGGCACGUCGGCCGCCCUCGGCCACCAGACAGCGGCGGUCGAUCCGUCCGAGAUGAAUCCGUUCUAUCCGCUGGAGAAUGGUUCCCAUCGACGCUACUACCCGACCAGCUACGGACCCCACGCAUCCCGCAUGAGCUCAUCGCACGUCUCGCCACAGGUGUGCCGGCCCCACUUCCACGGCCCGUUGUCGUGGCUCAGCGACCCGCCAAAGCCGAUCGCCUCCGGCAGUGCCUGGGGCAGUCCGUUCGCCUGCCCGCAGGACCCACAGGACAAGCUGGGGGUGCAGGUGCAAUCCGGGGGUCAGUCCGGGCAGCAUCUGUUCUCGUUUCCACCGACCCCGCCCAAGGAUUCGACGCCCGAUUCGGUGCAGACGGCACCGGCCGAGUACCAGGCGACGAUUAACGCGUUCAUGCAUCAGGCGCAGGUCGUUAGCUCCAACAACGGCCUCGGAGGUGGCGGCGGUGGAGGGCUUGGAGGUGGCAGCACAGGAGGAGGCGGUGGUGGCGGUGGCGGCGGUGGCCACUCAUCGGAAGGUGGCUGUGGGCUCGAUGUUAAACCUUGUCUCACCGUCGGUGGCAACGGAUCGAGUGGCGGCGGAACCGCCGGAGGCCAAAACCAACCAAAGCAGCGAGAAGGUACGAUCGGCGGCGGCGGCGGUGCAAGUGCAGGAGGCGGCAGCGGCGGCGGCGGCGGUAGCGGUGGUCAGCAGCACGGAGGCGGUGGCGGCGGCCAAUCGGUGCCCGGAAGUGUUGGACCGCACGGUGGUGGCCACGGAUCGAGUGGCGUCGGUCAAAACACUUCCGGCGCCGGUGCUGGCGGGCUGUUCGAUGGUGGUGGUGGUGGUGGUGGUGGCGGUGGGGUGUCGAUGUCAGCGGCGGCGGCCUACGUCGGGGGUUAUGAUACGAGUGGCGGGUACGGCGGUUACCAUCAUCACAAUGGGACCGUCGUUGGUUCGUUCGCGGCGCAGUCCGCCGCCUCCCGCCAACCGGCCACCGCCAUGAACAGCCCGCACAUGAAACCGCAGCGGACGAAAGCGCGAACGAGUGCCGAGGGUCGAGAGUGUGUUAACUGCGGGGCAACGUCGACGCCACUGUGGCGACGGGACGGUACCGGCCACUAUCUGUGUAACGCCUGCGGACUCUACUACAAAAUGAACGGCCAGAAUCGUCCCCUGAUCAAACCGAAACGAAGACUGGUUAGCUCGCUUCAAAGUGCCGCCCGACGUGCGGGGACCUCGUGCGCCAACUGCAAGACAACCACGACGACACUGUGGCGAAGAAACCAGGGCGGUGAACCUGUUUGCAACGCUUGCGGCCUCUACUACAAGCUACACAAUGUUAAUCGACCACUAACGAUGAAGAAGGAAGGCAUCCAAACGCGCAACCGCAAGCUAUCGUCCAAGUCGAAGAAGAAGAAGGGCAUCCCCGGUUCCUGUCUUCCGCUUGGCAGCCAUCUUGGCGAUCUGAUGAAACCGCUCGAUCACAAACCCUCCUUCCCGGGUGGAUUCCCUGGCUCGAUGGGACAACAUGGCCAUCUGUCGGGAGGAUUGCAUCCGGCCCAUACGCACAUGCACGGUGGCUGGUAUGCGACCGGUAUGGGAGCGCUCGGGACGUCCGGUGGGCUCCAGAAUGGUUUCGGUGGCGCCGGUUCGUUAGGUGGCGGUGUCGUGCCCCAUUCGCAAUCCUACCAUCUAGGACUCAACUCAAUGAGCUGGCGCUCGGAGUACACGUGAUGGAGCACCAGUAACUUCAAUUCCAAUCUGUUCGAGUUCAGCACCUCGCCGAAGCUCCAGCAGCAGCAACAGCAGCAACAGCAGCAGCAACAGCUCCAACAGCAGCAACAGCAACA
Molecule: messenger RNA, 1958 nt
Organism: Anopheles darlingi
Lineage: Eukaryota; Metazoa; Arthropoda; Insecta; Diptera; Culicidae
Gene: grn
Product: GATA-binding factor C
Exons: 7
Coding region: 46-1842 (598 amino acids)
Biological process (GO): negative regulation of transcription by RNA polymerase II; positive regulation of transcription by RNA polymerase II; cell fate commitment
Molecular function (GO): zinc ion binding; DNA-binding transcription factor activity, RNA polymerase II-specific; RNA polymerase II cis-regulatory region sequence-specific DNA binding
Source: RefSeq, a predicted model, not a curated record